UUGUUAUUCAAUGAAAUCCGACUACUUUAUUUAUUGAUGAUUCUGCUGUAUUUAAUAUUUUAACUGAAGUCAUGAAUAACUGAUGAGCUGCUGUAGAAAUAAACUUGAUGUUAAUAGUUCCCAACAGUUUCCCUGUAAUGUAAAGUUUAGUGUUUUUUACUUUAAGUACCUGAAAAAAAGAGCUGCCAGUGGAGGUGGCUCAGGGAUCGCUGUAGCAGUAUAAGUGAUCAGCCCAGUGCCAUGACUGAACACCGGUCCAAAAAAACCAAAAAAAACAAAAAACAAAGAGUGAACACCAGCCCUGGCAGCCCAAACAUCAGACCAGCCCACCGGGAAUUGUCCCGGUCCUCCCGAUUAGCCACUCGGGGGAGCGAUGUGGCCACCCCAAUGAGGAAUUUCUGCAGACGCCCCUGCUGCUUUUUCCAACAAGGCAGCACUGAGGCAGGAAUGCGGCUCUGAGCUCCGGACAGCAGCUCCUCCGUCAGACGUGACGUCGCUGGUUCCCCUCUGAAAAACUCCGAGCAAAAAGUUUUUCUAUGAGCGAAAAAACACAACGAGGAGCCCGAAAUCCUCCCCGCGACCGGGAGCCUCGGAAUGCCCGUCCGUCUGCGCAUCAGCACCGGAUCCAGCCGUCGAAAUGUUGACAGAGUCGCGUCGUCGCAUCAAAAGUUCUGCGGCCGUUGUGGCGAUUGUUUGCGCAGCAGCGAUGUUGGCCCGAAGCUGCCAGUGUGUCAGCGACCAGGACGACGAAGUGCUGGAGAAAAAGCAGCUCACGGAGUUCUACAAAAAGGGUCUGUUUAUUUUGGAAAGUGAGCCGCUGAAGCGCUGCAUCUCGGUGGAACGCUCCAACCUGGUGCUGGAGGACUGCGAGCGUCCCACCCGCCGCAUGCUGUGGAAGUGGGUCUCCAGGCAUCGCCUCUUCAAUCUGGGCACCAGCACGUGCCUGGGCCUCAACAUCUCGGACACGACGCAGCCUCUCGGAACGUUCGAGUGCGACGCCGCCCUCCCUGUGCUGUGGUGGCGUUGCAGUGGAAACAUGCUGUACGGGGCGUCCCAGUGGAAGGUGGCCGUGGCUGGACGCCUGGUGGUGGUGAAGAAAAACAGUUAUAAUGAGUGGAAAAGGUACAACACCCCGAGUGAGGGCCCCUGCUCGUAUCCAUAUGAAGAUAUCCACACUUUGUUGGGAAAUGCACACGGCAUGGCCUGCGCUUUCCCCUUUAAGUACAACAACAAAUGGUACUCCGAGUGUACGACUGAGGGGCGUGAGGAUCAUCUCCAGUGGUGCUCAACCACCGCUCGCUACGAUGAGGCCGAAAGAUGGGGCUUCUGUCCAGUGCAAGAUUCCAGCUGUGAGCGCUUCUGGGAGUCAAACCAGGAGCUGCAAGCGUGUUAUCAGUUCAACCUGUACACCAUCCUGACCUGGAGUCAGGCGCUGUCUACCUGCCAGGCCCAAGGCGGAAACCUCCUUAGCAUCACCAGCCUGGCGGAGCACAGGUACAUCAGAGAUCGACUGGCAAGUGUUGGAGCGAUGGUGUGGAUCGGACUGAACCACCUGAAGGAGGGACGUGGAUGGCAGUGGUCUGAUGGAGCACCUCUGUCAUUAGUGAAUUUCACCACAGCUCUACCUGCCAACCCCCUGAAGGAGGACAGACAGUGUGGAGUUUACAACUCGGCCUUCGAGGGUCACUGGCAGAGUCUUCCCUGUGAGUCUGCUCUUCCUUACAUCUGCAAGAAGACGCCUAACGACACCCGCAGAGCUGAGCCUCUAGAGAACUGGCAGUAUAUCCCUACUGAGUGCGCUAAUGGCUGGUGGCCUCAUAACGGUUUCUGCUACCGGGUGCUGUCAGAAUCAGAAGCUGGAAGCUGGGAGGAGUCUUCCAGGGCCUGUGGCUCUCGGAGGGCGAACCUCACCAGCCUGCACUCCUUGUCUGAGAUGGAAAUGCUGCUCAACCUCCUGGCUAACUUUUCUGGAGAGAGUAUGGAGGUGUGGAUUGGUCUUUGGAAACAGGCAUCGUCACCGACUGUAGAGUGGUCUGAUGGUUCACCAGUAACUCUCACUCUGUGGCACCAGUAUCAGCCUCUACACAACCUGACGGAUGCAGCACUCUGUGCCAAAGUGGACAAGAAGAAAGGUAACUGGCUUUUGGCCUCCUGUGACGAGCGACGGCCGGCUGUGUGCAGAGGAGAAAGCCAGAAUCUCGUUGAUAACCAUGGAGCCUGGGAUGAAGGUUGUCCUGAGGGCUGGAAGCGACAUGGCCAUUCCUGUUACAUGGUGACCACUCAUGCACAGAACUAUGAGGAUGCACUGCUGGGAUAUUACUGCAAGGCUCCUCUUCUUACUGUGGAAAACAGGUUUGAGCAGGCGUUUGUCAACAGUUUGCUGAGUGAGAAUGGAGCCAACAGUAGUCUGUAUUACUGGAUCGGCCUCAUGGACAUGGACAAGACAGGAGAGUACCGUUGGCUUCCUCACAAUGGAUCCUCUCUGCCUCUUACGUUCACACACUGGAACAAACACCAGCCAGUCAGUGCUGGCGGCUGUGUUGCCAUGUCAGGUGGUCCUGCUCUGGGUCACUGGGAGGUGAAAGACUGUAAGUUGCACAAGGCCUUGUCGGUGUGUAAGCAGAGCAUCAGCAGUUACCAUGACGCCCCGCUGCCUGAGCACCACAUCGAUGCCUACGCCCCCUGUCCUCCAGGCUGGGAGUCACACUCUGGCCUGUUUCACUGCUUUAAGGUGUUCCACGAUGAGAAAGUCCUGAUGAGGCGCUCCUGGGUGGAAGCAGACUUCUUCUGCCAGGCCCUCGGGGCUCAGCUGGCCAGUUUCCACCACUAUGAGGAGCAGGUGUUUGUUAAGCAGCUCCUCAGUGCCAUGUUUGAAGGAACAGAGGGUCGCUGGUUCUGGGUGGGUUUAAAUCAGAGAGACCCUGAAUAUCCCGGAGUCUGGGAGUGGUCGGACGGUUCUCCUGUGGUGACGUCCUUCAUUGAGGAUAAGAAUGAGGAGGAUGACAGGAGGGACUGUGCCAUGUACAGUGACCUGACCAACGCUCUGAUGCCGCAGCCGUGCGACGCCAAACACGAGUGGAUCUGCAAGAUGUCCAGAGGUGAUAAACUGAAGAAACCCUAUUGGUACACUGAGCAGAGCGAGCCGUGGGUGUUUUACCACGGAGCCGAGUACCUGCUGGCCAAGCAGCCCUUCAGCUGGGACGCCGUCUCUCUGGCCUGUCAGAUGAUGGGAGCUUACCUGCUGUCCGUUCACUCCAGAGAAGAGCUGCACUUCGUCAAGGAGCGCUUACGACGGCUCUCUCUGGGCCCGACGGACUGGUGGAUCGGCAUGUCCACUGGGCAGCCUGGAGAGGAGGUCAGGUGGAGCGACAAGACAGAGGUGGACUUUCAGAACUGGGCUGAAAGAGGUGCUGGUGGAGGCCUUAGGAAAAAUGGGCUGUGUGUUACCAUGUCUUCAUCAACAGGGAAGUGGUCGACGAGUAAAUGCAGCGACCUGCACGGCUACGUGUGCAAGAGAAGGACUGUGUCGGUGGUGGAGACUCCCAGGGAGCCGCACUACAUCGGAGGAUGUCCAGAGAAAUGGCUGUACUUCGGACACAAGUGUCUCCUGCUUCACCUCCUUGGCAGUCCAAAGGAGGGAAAGAGUUGGACAGAUGCCCAGUCCAUCUGCUCCUCGUUCGAAGGCUCACUGGUGGCCAUAGAAGACGAGAUUGAACAAGCCUACAUCACAAUGUUGCUCCAGGGAAGCUCUGUGGGGGUGUGGAUCGGCCUGCGGGACGAGGACACCAUGAAAUGGACCAAUGGGAAACCAGUCAGCUACACCAACUGGUCUCCGAUUGAACCAAAGAGCUAUCUCACUGAGGACGAGUGGCUCAGUGGCUUCGCCGAUGAACCACUUUGUACCGUUCUGUCCAACAACCACAACUUCCACCUGACAGGAAAGUGGUACGAUGAGAAGUGCAGCCAGAGUGGGUACGGCUUCGUCUGUCAGAAACCUCAAGAUGCAACCAAACCCCCCACACACUCCUAUCACCACCCUCUCCCUGACAAUAUUGAAUACAGGAGCCGCAGCUACAAGGUCGUGUCUGGCAACAUGAGCUGGUACGACGCGUUGCAUAUGUGCAUAGAGAAUGAUUCUGACCUAGUGAGCGUUACAGAUGCCUACCACCAGGCUUUCCUUACUGUCCUUGUCAACAGAUUGGCAGUCCCCCACUGGAUCGGACUGUAUAGUCAAGAGAGCGGCAUCAACUAUGAGUGGUCGGACGGCAGCGACACGGUGUACACACACUGGGAUGCAGCCGAUGACGACGACGACGACUUUGCGACCGAGGACUGCGUGUACAUGGACGUGAGCGGAGGCUGGCGGCGAGCUGACUGUGAAACUCUGCUACCGGGAGCUCUGUGUCAUGUUCCCCCACCAAGAAAUAAGCCGUUCAUCUCAUACGAGUUGGCGUGCCCCUCCACUUGGGUCAAAUUUGGACAUGGAUGCUACAGCUUUGAGCCUGUGAUGGAGAAACUUAGUUUUGAGGAGGCGAGAGAGCACUGCAGGCAUAAAGUCAACACCUCAGAUGUUCUGACCAUUGAGAGCGAGACAGAGAAUCGUUUUGUUCUGGAGCAGCUAUGGUCAUCUGGGUUCCACCACCAGACCUUGUGGUUGGGGUUGUACUUCAACAUUGACACUGAUUCCGUGGCCUGGGUUGAUGGCUCACCAAUGGACUACACCAACUGGCCCAACAAAGCUCCAGAUCCCAAGCUGCUGACUGCAGAUGCCUGCGUUACCAUCAGGGUUGUUGACGGUUCGUGGCACAUGUCACAGUGCACAGGGCGACUUGGCUUCAUCUGCAAAACCGUCUCAAAUGCGAUUACCGAGGUGGAAGUGGAACCGCUGAAUGGUUUACACCACGGUAUCAUCCCUGCUGCAGUGCUGGUGGCCGUGCUGAUCUUCGCCCUGCUGGCAGGGGCAAUCUGGUUUCUGUACAGGAGGAACUCUGUACGUUUUCGUGGCCUCCCGACGCUCGGCAGCGCUUAUUACAGACAAAGCAGCUCCCAGGCUACAGAGUCCGACGGAAACGUGCUGAUCACCGACCUGGAGGCUCACUCAGGAGAAUAGCACUCAGUGACUCCUCUUGUUUUCCUCAACUUCUGUGCUGUUUUCUCCCCAUUCUGUCUGUAUCUCACCGUUUCACCAUCAAGCAUGAAUGCCACAUGACACUGUAAAGCUGUGACGCUGACUCCUCAGGACGGUGAGAUGGUGAGAUGAUGGCGGCAAGCGUUUCUUUCUGUGUUUGAAGGAUGCCGGUUGCUCUCUAGUUUUCAUUUAUUCAAAUCAUUUACGUGAGACGAAGGUUUUUAAAGAUAUUUCUUGUGUUGACACUGAAAAGCCCACGUUUGAAUUUAUGCUAUUUUGUAAUAAAUUUCACCUAAAUGAUGGUUAAAGAAGGGAUGCUAGAGAGCCUUAAACUCAGUAAAAGAGGUGCUGAACACAGAAUUGUAUAAUCCUGCAGCAUUAGGAUUAUUUAAUUGUAAUUGGUAAACAGUAUUAGAAAAAGUUUACAAGAUUCGAGCAGGUGAUGGAAGAUUUUCAGGGUCAAAAUUAGCUCUCAUUGCCAUAAAUAUGAGGCAGAUUGAUAUCAAAUUUAAAUUACAAUGAUAAUUGUUAUGCAAUUUUGUAUAUUUCAUUCAGAAUUCAGGAGCUGUUGAAUCUGUACACAUGGUACAUCCAUUUUGUAAGUAUUACUUUUGUAUUUUUAUUUUCUCAUGUGUAUACAUUGCUGUAUAUUGAUACCAGAGGGGUUUUUUGUAUGUUUGAACCUAACUGAAAAUGUGUAGGGCAUGGCUGAUGAUUGAAGGUUUUUUCAGUUUUGUCUGCUGAUGCAAAUCAAAUCAAGGGAUGUAUUUUGCACAGUUUUGUUAGUGUUUUAAUAAAUUGACUUUAGGUUGAGUAA
Molecule: messenger RNA, 5945 nt
Organism: Amphiprion ocellaris (clown anemonefish)
Lineage: Eukaryota; Metazoa; Chordata; Actinopteri; Pomacentridae
Gene: pla2r1
Product: phospholipase A2 receptor 1
Exons: 31
Coding region: 638-5110 (1490 amino acids)
Cellular component (GO): signaling receptor complex; plasma membrane
Molecular function (GO): signaling receptor activity
Source: RefSeq, a predicted model, not a curated record